UCUCCGACUCUUUAUAUUAAUUUUCCAUUUAUUGUUAAAGGCAGCACUUAGCAGCAUCGGCAUCAUUUUCUACGCAUGUGAAUUAUCGGCGACUGGCCAUUUGCGUCUUGUUAUAACUCAUACUAAUUUAAAAACUCAUUUAUUCAUUCUAUAGUUCGUCGUUGUUCGUACUAGUUCUUACUUGAUCUCAUCUUCGUACUUUCUUUAUAAUUUAGAUACUAUUACUUACCCUUCAUCUUAAUAGUGGUGGUCCAAACUAGUUAAGAUAAGUGACGCUUUGUAAUCAAUAAUAUUUCUGAGAGCAAAAAUGUCAUACAACCGUGGAGUUAAACGCAAUUCCAGUGGGAAUCGUAGUUUUAGUCGUAACAGCGGAGGAGGUAAUUCUGGAUAUAGUGGAAUUGGCAUGGGGGGUGGAAGUUCUGGAAGUCACGGAAUGAAUCCAUGGGAGAGCGGUGUAAUGCCUGGUCGUGGUAUUUUACCUACUCCAAGUAACAAUCUUUCGUUAAAUUCACCGCAAGCUCAACUAGUAAUUGCUAGUAAUCUUCUUAGUAACCUCCUGAGAAGUCAACAAGAUACACAACCUCAGGUUCCAUCACUUUUGAGUUUAGGAACGAGUUUGAAUGGGCCAGGUUCAAAUUUCCGAAGCUCGCAGAGUUAUUCAAGCAAUCGUUAUAGUGAUAGACAGGGACGAGGAAAUUUGAAAAGCCAACGUUCGCAACCUUAUAGCAAGAUGGGCAAUCGUGCUCGCGAUGGUAUCGCUGGUCGACGUGGCCCAUCAUCCGCACAACAAUCUCGUGCGCAGUCUGGCAACCAACGUAAUAAUGGAAAUCAACAUCGCAACGAUAAAUCUAAAUCAAAUUCUGACUCUAAAAAAAAUCAGACUGGCAAAAAGGAACAGCAGGAUCUUAAGACUUCUGAUAAUGAGAAAGCAGAUACGCAGCCUAUUGCGAAAAGCGAUGAAAAUAAAAAAACCGAAGACAUAAAAAUAGAACAAAAUGAUGAAGAAAAAGAAAAAGGUGAAGUAACUCCAACUGAAGCUACUGAAAAUGAUGAUAAGCCUAUGAAUGAUUCGACUAAAGAAGCUGAAGAGACUAAUAAAACUAAUUCAUCACCUAAAAAAACGGAAGAAUCGGCACCAGCAGGAAAAAAAUCUGAGACACGACAUGCUGAAAGUCGAUAUGCAGCUGUGCCAAUUAAUCAAAUGUUUUGUCAUGUUUGUAAUAAACAUAUGUGGGAUGGAUUCUCAUUUGAAAAUCAUCUUCGGGGUCGAGCACAUCAGCUUAUGAUGGACAAGUUGGAUGAAUCAUACAAGCUAAGAGUUGAUUUUAUGAGACAUGAACUAAAAGUUGCUGAAGAACAACGAGAAUUAAGUCUACAUAACUCAAAACGUCGCGGAAAAAAAGUUUCUGUAGAUUUGAGUGUUCGAGAAUAUUGUACCAUGUGUGAUUUACAUUUCUAUGGUACUUUAUCAACUCAUAGAAAGAGUGAGAAGCAUCAGCAAUUAAAAAUUUUUUUACAUCCUCGUUGCACUUCUUGUGCCAAGGAGUUCCCAUCACGUAUAGAAUACGAUGAACAUUGUUUGACACCAGGUCAUAUGGUUAAUUCCGUUCAAAUUGAAGAGCAAAAAAAAACAAAGAAAAAUAAAUUAGCUAAAGGGGAAUCGGAAGUUCGUACAGCAGAAGAUGAAGAUAAAGAUUCUGGAUCUGAUCCAAAAUCCAAUGAAAAUGAUGAUGAACUUCCAGAAAAUACUGAAUAUAUUACAGAUAUAAAAGAAGAUGUUGAUUUGACAAAAUAUAAAGUACCAUCUUACAAGUAUUGUCGUCAGAAUCAAUUAAAAAUUGGAGCUUCACUGGUUAAGGAAGUGCAGGGUUACCAUUGCGACAAGUGUCGACGAUUUAUGCUUACGGAAGAAGAUAUGAAUUCUCAUUUACGUACUGUGACACAUUAUCGAAAUUUUGUUUCUGAAUUAAAAGCUUUGACUACUCCAAUAACUGCUGAAAGUAAUAAUGAAAAACCUACUGACGAAUCUAUUACUCAAGAAAAUGAACCAAAAGUUAAUGAUGAAGUUGAAAUAGAAAGUAAGCGACGAAAAUUAGAUGAUUCCAUGACUGUUGAAUCGGAGGAUAUCAUAAAAGACGAUCCAUUGAAUGACACUGAAGAUACUUCUGAAAUUUCUUCUACCCAGGAAAAAGAAAAGCAAAAAGAAGAUGGUAAUGAUAAGUAUGAUCCUAUGGAAGCAAGUAUAGAGUCAGAAGAAGAAAAUAUUGAAUCCAAAACUGAUAAAAAAGAUGAAAAAGAAAAUGAUAAAAAUGACAAAGAAGAUGGCAAAAAUGAUAAAAAUGAAAAAGAAACUGUUAAAAAUGAUGUAAAUGAAAAGGAAACUAUUAAAAAAGAUAAAAAUGAAAAGGAAGCUACAGCAAAUACAGAAAACGAUAAUGAAAAAUCAAUAGAAGCAUGGGAAGAUGGUGAUAAUGAAGCGGAGUUUGGAUUUGGAAAUUUACUUGGUGAUGAUAAUGAAGAUCAAGAACCGGAAAAUCUACCAGUAGUUCAGCAAAAACAGCCACAACAGAAAACUCAAACUCCUCAACCAUCACCACAAAAUCAAUCAUCACAACCAACAGUAAGUGUUGAUGUAACUUCAGUUAAGUUAAACAAUUCUCAAGAUAAAGGAACACCAAGAGGUCGGGGUUACCGUGGAAGAGGUCAUCAACGUGCGCGACGAUCACGUCGAUAAUUUUUUUUUUUAAUCAUAAUAAUAUAAUAUUCAAUUAUUAUUUCUUCUAUAAUGACUGUAAUGAAUUAUAUACUUAACAAAUUUUUAAAUGAUUUUUUUAUCAUUGAAAAGUAAAUUUAAAAAAGAAAAAAAAAAUUGUUCAAAUAAUCAAUUGUUUAAUUUAAUUAUGUAAUAGUAAUUAAUAAUUAUAAAUUUUUGACACACAAUAAAAAAAUUAAAUGCAUAAAAUUGAAUUAUCUAUCAGA
Molecule: messenger RNA, 2979 nt
Organism: Microplitis demolitor
Lineage: Eukaryota; Metazoa; Arthropoda; Insecta; Hymenoptera; Braconidae
Gene: Pep
Product: zinc finger protein on ecdysone puffs
Exons: 7
Coding region: 308-2734 (808 amino acids)
Cellular component (GO): nucleus
Molecular function (GO): zinc ion binding; nucleic acid binding
Source: RefSeq, a predicted model, not a curated record